AACCUUUUGCAUCUCCCCCCGACAUUUGAUCUUCCCCGAAGAUAUCAUAUUUAUACAUGUACGUACGUGUGUACCCAUACAGAUACGUGUAUACAAACCCAAAAAUACCCCAUCUGUCAUCCAUCUUCUCCAUUGCCCGAGAUUUGAUUGUCUGAUCGAUCUCACCAUUCCCACGAGGAAAACAAAACCAUUGUUCUUUGAUCCGUCGGGAACAGAAAGGAUCCAUCUUUCUGAGUUUUUCCUUCACUUUUUGCGUGUAUACACACACACAUACAGAUAUAUAGGGAGAGACAGGGAGAGAAAUGGACUCAGCGUCUUCAAUGGGAGACUCGCUGACGGCGAGGAUGAUACCGAGACCGCCGUCGCUGGAUUCGUUCGUUCCGAUCAACGUGUGCGGUCUGGUGAAUCUCGCCGGCGUCAGGAUCUCGAAGCGGGAGCUUUGCCGAAGGGUCGUGAUCCCAAAGUACCUCCGCCUCGCCCUCCGCCGCUGCAUUAAUUUGAAGGACGCCUCCGCCGGGACCGGCGCCAGCGCAGACGCGGAUGUCGUCGGAGCCGACGACUCGGCGCCAGAGGCGCCUGUGAUCGUGUUCGUUAACCCCAGAAGCGGUGGUCGACAAGGUCCCCUCCUCAAGGACCGCCUCCAGCAUUUGAUAACCAGCGACCUGGUCUUUGACAUAAUGGAAGUGAAGCCUCAAGAAUUCGUGAGAUAUGGAUUGGGCUGCUUGGAGACAUUGGCGGCGCAAGGUGAUCACUGCGCUCAAGAAAUUCGUGAAAGGUUGAGAAUUGUGGUUGCGGGUGGGGAUGGUACGGUGGGUUGGAUUCUCGGAUGUCUCGGCGAACUAAACGUACAGAACCGACAACCUGUUCCUCCUGUCGCUAUCAUUCCCCUCGGAACUGGGAACGAUCUUUCCAGAAGCUUCGGAUGGGGAGGAUCAUUCCCCUUUGCAUGGAAAUCCGCCAUAAAACGAACUCUCCACCGCGCAAGUAUUUCUCCGGUUAGCCGUCUAGAUAGCUGGAAGAUUCUGAUUUCGAUGCCAUCUGGUGAGAUCGUGGAUCCCCCGUAUUCGCUCAAGUCUUCGCAAGAAUGUCACCUUGACCAGGGUUUGGAGAUAGAGGGAGAGCAGCCACUGGUAGGAAAGAGUUACGAAGGAGUGUUUUACAAUUACUUCAGCAUAGGGAUGGACGCUCAAGUUGCGUACAGCUUCCACAAUUUGCGCAACGAGAAGCCCUACCUUGCCAACGGCCCUAUCGCCAACAAGAUCAUAUAUUCCAGUUACAGCUGCUCGCAGGGGUGGUUCCUCACGCACUGCAGGAACGACCCGAGUUUAAGGGGGCUGAAGAACAUCCUGAGAAUUCACAUAAAAAGGAAUGAUUCGUCCGAAUGGGAGAAAAUACCGGUCCCCAAAAGCGUAAGGGCAGUGGUGGCACUGAAUCUCCACAGCUACGGGAGUGGAAGAAACCCAUGGGGGAAUCUGAAGCAAGAGUAUCUAGAAAAGAGAGGAUUUGUGGAGGCGCAAGCGGAUGAUGGGCUGGUCGAGAUAUUCGGACUAAAGCAAGGAUGGCAUGCUUCUUUCGUCAUGGUCGAACUCAUCUCUGCUAAGCACAUCGCUCAGGCAGCAGCGAUAAGAUUGGAGAUAAGGGGAGGGGCAUGGAAGGAUGCAUACAUGCAGAUGGAUGGGGAGCCAUGGAAACUUCCCAUGCUCUCUGACUUUUCCACCUUCGUUCAUAUCCACAGAGUCCCUUUCCACUCUUUCAUGGUCAAAGGAGAUUGACCAUGAUGAUGAUCAUCAUCCAUCCAUCCAUCCAUACUUUCUAUUUCUCCUGCCAUUAAAAAAAACGUGUUUUCAUGUUCAAAAACCCCACUAAACAUGCUUGGUUAGCCCUUAGUUAAUUAGUUCGUCGUCCUCUUCAUCAUCAUAAAAAAAAAAAAAAUUUUUUUGUCUUUUUCAUUUUUUUUUUGGGGUGUAAACCAUGUUUCACGCACAUGAUCUAUGUUGUGUUUGGAAGUUGUGAGGAUUUAGCAUUAGGAGCAUACACCGGCCUCUAUCGUUUAUAUUGAAACAAAUCAUGUAACAAAGCAGCGAUAUCAUAUAUAUAUAUAUAUAUAUAUAUAUCGAAGUUUGUGAGUUCAUUUU
Molecule: messenger RNA, 2135 nt
Organism: Tarenaya hassleriana
Lineage: Eukaryota; Viridiplantae; Streptophyta; Magnoliopsida; Brassicales; Cleomaceae
Product: diacylglycerol kinase 4
Exons: 11
Coding region: 303-1772 (489 amino acids)
Molecular function (GO): ATP-dependent diacylglycerol kinase activity
Source: RefSeq, a predicted model, not a curated record